This is a messenger RNA of Lucilia cuprina (Australian sheep blowfly), 573 nucleotides long. RefSeq lists its product as uncharacterized. NCBI's taxonomy places the organism in Eukaryota, Metazoa, Arthropoda, Insecta, Diptera, Calliphoridae. The transcript has a single exon. Bases 1 to 573 code for a protein of 190 amino acids. The record is from RefSeq and is a predicted model, not a curated record.
AUGGUCUUGGGAGGCAAACCAAAAUGUGGUAAAUCCUCCUUGACAAAGCUUGCAAACGCUGAGGCCAAGAUUGCGGAAAAGCAAUGUGAGCAACAUUUUGAAGAAAACUUUAAAACACUUACAGAUGGAAAGUUUGAAGUUAAACUUCCAUUUAAAAAUGAACAGAAUAAAUUGGGUAAUUCUACUAUAAUAGCUAAAAGAAAAUUAGAGAAAAACAAAGAGCUUAGACUGGAAUAUAAUGAAUUUCUUAAAAAAUAUUUGGAAAUGGGUCAUAUGGAAUUGAUAAAAAAUAAUUCGUAUAUGAAUAGUGGGUAUUAUUUACCACAUCAUUGUGUACUUAGGACAGAGAGUACAACAACUAAGUUAAGAGUUGUAUUUGAUGCAUAUUGUAAGACAACAACUAAUGUUUCGCUAAAUGAUAUUUUACAUACUGGUCCUAGGCUGCAAGAAGAUCUUUUUAAGAUUCUAUUAAGAUUUAGAAAACGUCGUUAUGUUUUUUCAGCUGAUAUUGAAAAAAUGUAUAGACAAAUCUGGAUUUCUGAAGCUGACAGAAAAUAUCAGUUAAUAUUUUGA